This is a messenger RNA of Triticum urartu, 1869 nucleotides long. The record is from RefSeq and is a predicted model, not a curated record. NCBI's taxonomy places the organism in Eukaryota, Viridiplantae, Streptophyta, Magnoliopsida, Poales, Poaceae.
CACGGUGGGCAAAGGCCAAUCAAGCACGGAGACGCAUGCGUUGAGGAUGAUGGACCAAGGAAAAUCAAGCAAUGAAGGCAAAUCAAGUAACGAAGGCAAAUCAAGCACGGAGACGCGUGCGUUGAGGAUGAUGGACCAAGGAAAAUCAAGUAGUGAAGGCCAAUCAAGUAACGAAAGCAAAUCAAGCAUGGAGACGCAUGCCUCGAGGAUGAUGGACCAAGGCAAAAAAUCAAGCUUUAGGAUGGUGCUGGAUUGUGAUGAGAAUGGUAUGCCCAACUUGUGCAAAUAUUACGAGAUGCUCGAAUGUGAGGAUGCGGAGGAGGAAGAUGAGGAGAUGACUCCGGAGGGUGUAAGGAUGUAUAACAAAUUCCGUAAGGAGCUAUUAGAGAUGGAAGCUGGCUUACUCAAGGACCGGGAGCAGGAUCAAAAGGACGCACUGAGGUGGGAGCAGGAUCAAAUUGACACACCGAGAUGUUACACAAUGGACCCGAUCCCCUUCUCACUUCAGGACGAGGCAGAGGAGACUGAGGAGGCGGAGGAGACGGAAUUCACAAAAUCAGACACGGAGGAGAUGGAGAUGGCGGACAAGUUGUUUGCUUUAGGGCGUAAAGGCUGGGAAUCUGCAUGGGGAGACGACUGCAGUAACUUCGAAGACAGGACCGUAUUGAGUCCUAUGCACUUUACAUAUUGCACGCCGGGACUGAUCCCGUAUGCUGCUCGCACUGUGAGCACCUUGCAAAUCUACUCCGUGAAGAUUGUUGGAACAGAUGGAAAGUUGAAGUUGCCACUCCAUGUUUAUGGGAUUGUCGCUGCCCGAGAUGCCGUGGACUACAACCGCAACAUUCUCUUCUCUUGGCGAAGGGAAAACUGCCAAAAACUCACUCCAGAGGCAUGUACCAUAUUACAUAGUAUUUCUCGUAGUUUCCCCAUUUUCUUCCUGCAUGUGCAUUCGUUCAUUUGAUUCAACUAUAAUGAUGAUUAUGAUGCCUGCAGGAUCCUCUUUUGCGCUUGACUGGCCUGUCCCGUGCAAUUGUGGCUGUGUACCAUGUUGAUUUCGAAGUCCAACUGAAAGUAAAGGGCUCAUCAAGGUCUCGCGACAGAGCAUUGAUGAGUCAUUGCUUUACUUACGCCGGUGGUUACCAUGAAGGUUUACAUACUACGUUCUCCAGCAACAGCUUUUGCACAGUAGAGUUUAGCUAUGAGCGACUUACAGAAACAGUCCAGGCUACUAUCUUGAGUGUGCGUGUUGUUGAAGGGGCGCCUUGGCCUUUUGAAUAUGGCGGACGGAUUAUGUGCUCCUCGCCACCACAGGAAGUUACGGACUCCCUAUCCAGGCAAGUUGUGUUGGUUGAUUCUCAUCGUUCUGAUGGUGGUGGAGAAAUACCAAUGGGCUCGGAUGGUUACCUUGAUCUGUCAAGGCAUGUUGUUUCUGUAGAACUUGAAGAAAGCAUGCAGUUUGUCAUACAAGCCUACUCACAGUCUGGUGAUGCUAUUGCUAGACAAGGUAGUGUCAGGUUCAGGACCAAAUACUGCAACAUAAGUCGAGCGAUAUGUGAGAUUGAUGACUCUAAGGUGGAGAUAACUGUCGCUUGGUCCCAACUUGCUAAGCACAAGAGGGAUAUCCUCUUAGAAGGACAUGUUUGACGGCUCUUGUGCCGUGGAUGUUGUGGACUGCAGAAUUAUUUGUCUUUGAUUAGUAAAUCUGUCAUGUACCUGUUGCCCAAUUUGAUCUGUUUCUGUCUUGCAUGUGGUUUGCAAAACUGCAGAAUUAUUUCUCUUUAAUUAGUUAAUCUGUCCAACUAUUUGCGAAUCGAUUAAUGUUAUCCGACUAUUUAUGUCUACUACAACUUAUUAUGCUAUAUGUGAAGU